ACGAUUCAAAGCCCAUCAGAAGCCGAAUGUUCCUCUUUUUGCAUUUGAGCUGAGCAAUGGAGACCUUGAGUGUGGAGGUGAACAUGUCUGUACAGGCAGGGGCAGCAAUGGCAGACCUGGAAAAGGAGGCCCAGAACACAACCAGCUUUAAAUUAUGGGCAGGAGCAAAAGCCCCACAAGUAGUCCACACAGGCAGUACUGGAGAACUACAUAUGACGGAUGCUCCAAAACAGAUUAAAUGUGAACCAGAAGAGGGGCUGCAACAGCACUGGGAGGCCCAGUGGCAAGAGUUCCUGAGGUCCCUGCAGGCCCCUGACGCAGGAUGGGGGAACCCACGGAUGACCACUGAAUUCACACCAUGGGAGGACACCAAAGCUUUCCUGGCCUCCUUCGAGCAAGUUGCUUUGGCCUGCCAAUGGCCUCGUGACAAGUGGGUGACCCUCCUCAUGCCAGCCCUCAGUGGGGAGGCCAAACAAGCCUUCAGCCGACUUGGUAUGCAGGACAGAGAGGAUUAUGGGAAGGUGAAGGUGGCCAUUUUGGAAAGAGAGUCCAUCGUGAGGGAGAGGCAGCGUCAGCACUUCAGGCAGUUCUGCUACCAAGAAGUGGAGGGGCCCAGAGCCGUUUAUGGCAAACUCCAUCAACUUUGCUGUCAGUGGCUAAAAGCAGAAAGGCACACGAAGGAGGAGAUCUUGGAGAUGCUGGUCCUGGAGCAAUUUCUGACCAUUCUGCCCCAGGAAAUGCAAAGCUGGGUCCGGGAACAUGGCCCUGAAUCCUGCAUGCAAGCAGUGGCCCUGGCAGAGGAUUUCCUGUCGAAGCAGAACCCCCAGAAAUGGGAAGGUCAGGGUUUGCCGCCUUUGGGGAUGGUGGGUGCAGAUUCCUCUGAGACAGACCAAGUUCUGUCGUCUGAUGCCUGGAAAAGUCAGCUUGGCAAGGUAGCUGAGCAACACAGGAAAGGAGAUGGAGACUUGGUUGGUGACAAGCAAGGAUGUGAGAAUGUGAUGGAGGAUCAUCAUCAGGGAAGUUCUGUGCUGGUGGUGCCAAAAGAGGAAUCGCCAAAAAGAGGCCACACCUUCCAGUAUUAUGAGGAGGCCACAAGGGUGCGGAUUCAGCAAGGAUCUGAGAAGGAAGAGGGACAGGAUCCAGAGGAGAGAGUGGCUGAAGCCAUUUCCUAUUGGGAACGUGAUUCUUGCAGGAAAGUAAGCGAGGCUCGGCAAAAUAUCAUGUGCAACAACGGAGAAUCGACAUUUGAAAAAAUCUGCUCUGUUGAAAAUGUUCCGUACCAAGGGGCAGCCCCCAGCCCAAGCCCAGCCCUUGUGGCCAAUGAGAUGACCCAUCUGGGAGAGAAGCUGCAUAAAUGUUCCUAUUGUGGGAGGCGCUUCUGUCAUAGCUCAAGCCUCGCCGCUCAUGAGAAGAUCCACACAGUGUUUGUAGACUGGACCUUUGCCAGAGUGGUGAAUUUUUCUCAAGAGCCUCUGUCUGUUUGCACAGGAGAGCUUGAGGGACAUCAUCUUCAGUCACUGGAGAUUCAAGAUCCAUCACUGAAAAGAGGCAAGACUUCCCAAUGCAAUGAAAAGGGAACACGACUUGAAGGUCAGCAGGGGCCCAGGCCAGAGAAGAACCUGGAGGGAGAUAUUCCCAGCAGAGGAGGGAACUUCAGGUGUGAAGAUGUUAAAGGCCUCCCCAGACUUCACCACUGUCACUGUGGGAGGAGCUUCAAGCACCGCUGUAAUCUCAAGGCACACGAGAGGACACACACUGGUGAGAAACCACACAAGUGUUCUGACUGUGGGAGAAGUUUCGGCAAGGGUUCAACUCUCCGGGCACAUGUGCGGACCCAUACAGGAGAGAAACCGUACAUGUGCUCAACAUGUGGGAAGAGGUUUACAACACGAUCGGGUCUCCUGACUCAUGAGAGGAUUCACACAGGAGAGAAACCCUACAAGUGCUCGGACUGUGGUCGAAGCUUCAUUCAGAAGUCGUGCUUGCUGGCCCAUGAGAUAAGCCACAAAGGAGAAAAGUCGUAUACGUGCUCUGACUGUGGGAAGAACUUUGGGCAUAGCUCAGGGCUUCGUGUGCAUAGGAGAAUCCAUUCUGGGGGGAAAGCCAUAGAAAAACUCUGUGUUGGGCAGAAACACAAGAAUUUGGGAAGUAAUCUUCAAGAGGAAGGUACUGAGCCAGUGGGACCAAGUGAUACAUCAGUGGAGAGGGGCAACCUUCUCUGGUACUACAAGGAUGCAACAAGGUUAGGGAGUCAGCAAGCCCCAGAUAGUGAGAGGGGACAUGAUCCAAUGGAGGGUGUAGAUGAAGCAGAUCUCUGUGGGGAAGAUCAGUUAGAUAAGGAACAAUCCCAAGACCAUGAUUGUGAGGGACAGGAAACAUGUGCAGAUGAAAAAGGAAACUUUGGGCAGAAAUCGGGCCUUCCGAGAUGUCAAAUAACACACACAGGAGCAAAACCAUAUAAGUGCUCAGAGUGUGGCAAGAGCUUCAGCCGAAGCACCAACCUUCUAGUACAUGAAAGGACCCACACAGGAGAGAAACCGUAUGAGUGCUCUGACUGUGGGAGAAGCUUCACCCACAGCUCCAAUCUUCGGGCGCAUGAGAAAAUCCACACAGGAGACAAACCGUAUGUGUGUGCAGACUGCGGGCAGACCUUUUACCACAGUUCAAGCCUUACGGCGCAUGAGAGAAUCCACACCGGAGAGAAUGUGCACAGAUGCCCACACUGUGAGAAAGUCUUCACCCGUAGCUCUGUCUUUCGGAAGCAUGUCAGAAUUCACACGGGCGAGAAACCUUUCAAAUGUUCCAAGUGUGGGAAAAGCUUCUCACAGAGGUGCAAUCUUAUUAUACAUGAGAAGACCCACACAGGAGAGAAACCUUUUAAGUGUUCUGACUGUGGAAGAAGCUUCAGUCGAAAAUGUGACCUCCUGGCUCAUGAAAGAAUCCACACAGAGAAAGACCCAUAUAAAUGUCUGCACUGUGGGAAGAGUUUCUCUCAAAAGUCCAACCUUGUGAUACAUGAGAGAAUCCACACAGAUGAGAAUCCAUAUCCAUGCUCACAUUGUGGGAAACGCUUCCGUCAGAAAGGAAACCUCAUGAUCCAUGUGCGAAUCCACACGGGAGAGAAGCCGUACCAGUGUACAGACUGUGGGAAGAGGUUCAGUCAGAAGGAAAUGAGGCAGAAGACAUGCUUGACACCACAGGAAAGCCUACCACAUGACAAAAAGCAAGAGAUGUCAUCAGGAUGUACUAAAGAGAGAAUGUCCUUGUUUCAUCAGCAGGGAGAUGAUGUUGAAAGCCAGCUUGCAAACUCAGCAGAGAAGAGAUCUGAGAAGUCUAAUUAUUGUCCAGGGGUCUACAAAGACUUAAGUGAUUCAACCAAGCACCAGAAAAUCUGUAAUAUUAAUGAGGGGCAUGGGACUGAAUGGGAGAAAAGCUGUGGUCAGAGCUCGGUCCUCAUUCCAUGUGAUGAAACUAACAUCAUCGAGAAACUUCACAAAUGUCUGGAAUGUGGUAAAAGCUUCCAUUACAGAUCCAACCUUAUUGCGCAUGAGAGGACCCACACAGGAGAGAAACCUUUUCAGUGUGCCCAUUGUGGGAAACGGUUUCGCUUGAGUUCACAUCUCUACAGACAUCAGAAGCUGCACACAGUGGAACAGCCAUACACAUGUCCAGACUGUGGGAAACUCUUUCGUCACAAAACCAGUUUCGAUGCGCAUCAGAGAAUCCACACAGGAGAGAAGCCCUUUGUGUGUUUGGACUGUGGGAAGAGCUUCACUCAUCAGUCAGGCCUCAUUGUCCACAGAAGAAUCCACACAGGAGAAAAACCAUAUUGUUGUGCAAAGUGCGGAAAAAGCUUUGUUGAUAGGUCAACAUUAGUGAGUCAUGAGAGAGCGCAUACGGGAGAGAAACCACAUAAGUGUUCUGAAUGCGGAAAGACAUUUAUUCACAGAUCAAGGCUCAUUGUCCAUGAAGAAACCCACACAGGAGAGAAACCAUACAAAUGUUCAGACUGUGGCAAAAGCUUCAGUUUAAGUUCUGCCCUCCUUACACAUCAGCAGAUACAUAUCGGGGAAAAGCCAUAUCAGUGCUCAGACUGUGGGAAGAGCUUUGUUCAGAGAGGAAACCUUGUGGCCCAUGAGAGAACCCACACAGGAGAGAGGCCAUAUAAAUGCCCAGACUGUGGGAAAUGUUUCAUUGUCAGCUCAAGCCUCCGAACUCAUCGAAGGACCCACACAGGUGAGAAGCCCUAUGAAUGCUCAGACUGCGGGAAGAGCUUCAGUCAAAGUUCGGUCCUCAUGAGACACCAGAGGAUCCACACAGGAGAGAAGCCGCACGAGUGCUUGGAUUGUGGAAAGCGCUUCUCUCAGCGGUCAAGCCUCAUUUCACACACGCGAACCCAUGUGCGAGAGAUACCAGACUGAUUAGGAAACAGAAUUAAAGAGACCAGGGUACAGAA
This is a messenger RNA of Eublepharis macularius, 4456 nucleotides long. RefSeq names its product zinc finger protein 721-like. The coding region runs from base 57 to 4421 and encodes 1454 amino acids. The record is from RefSeq and is a predicted model, not a curated record. Lineage: Eukaryota; Metazoa; Chordata; Lepidosauria; Squamata; Eublepharidae. The transcript is spliced from 6 exons.